Molecule: messenger RNA, 3622 nt
Organism: Trichosurus vulpecula (common brushtail)
Lineage: Eukaryota; Metazoa; Chordata; Mammalia; Diprotodontia; Phalangeridae
Gene: BMP2
Product: bone morphogenetic protein 2
Exons: 3
Coding region: 1322-2506 (394 amino acids)
Biological process (GO): negative regulation of transcription by RNA polymerase II; SMAD protein signal transduction; BMP signaling pathway
Cellular component (GO): extracellular region
Molecular function (GO): cytokine activity; BMP receptor binding; growth factor activity
Source: RefSeq, a predicted model, not a curated record
AGCCCCCGAGGUCGUGACAUCAGCAGCAGCCAAGAAACAAAAAGCAUAAGGAGGCAUCAAACCGCCUCAAUCAAUUUACAGCAAGAAGACAACACACACACGCGCGUAGAAGGAGGCUGGAAAAUUGUGUGUGCACUCGAGAGAAACUCGAGAGUAAAGUGUCUUCUGUUACCCAUCCCGAACUGCUUCGCCAUUCAGGAACAGACUAAAGAGAAACGAGAAGGGGGAAAGAAGUAUCUGGGGGGAAAAGUCGAAAUUUAAUGCCUUGGACCUGUUGUAUCACACACCAGUCUGAAGCGGCCAAGUGCCCAUCUCUCCGUCUAGGGAUGCAAAGCGCCCAGUUUUUAAUUUGAAAGGAAGAAAACUUAUUUUUCUAUAUAGAUACAUGAUUCAUCUUUACCUACUCACACAAAGGACAAGACAACUUGUUGAUUGCCGUGUGUGCAAGCAAAGGGGGAAAUUUUUUAAGAAAAGGAAAACCACCAGCUUGGUUUGACUGGGACUGCCUGCUGACUAACCAUCUGCUGAAAGUAUGCUUCAGAGGCGGGCUGGACUUUGGAGAUUUUCUAUUUUCUGCUUAACAGCUGUAAGAGAAGCAAGUUUGGAGUAACACCAAGUGAUGCGGAAAAAAAACACACCGAGAGCAGAAAACUCUCCUGCAGACGCCAGCCUUGCCGCCGCUGUUGCCUCUGCCGCUGCCACCCCAACUCAGACUAACCUUCCAGGACUCCCCUACAGGUACAAGCCAGGCAAUCGCAGCCCACCCUCCGCCGCAGGGAUCCACCUCUGGGCACCUUUUUCUCAGAAUGUGUUCCCAAAACGAUGGGCGGCAGAGGAGCUAGAGAAGGGUCCGAGAGACACAACCCCCUUCUUUUAUCCGUCCCGGAGGAGAAGGCAGCCAGCGGGUGGUUUUUCCUAAGGACGACUUCAGAACUUUUUUUUCCCCUUCUCCCCCCUCCUCCCCCUCCUUCUCGCUGUUGUUAUGUGUCAGCACUUGGCUGAGGACUUCUUGAACUUGCAGAGAAAAUAACUACCCCCAAACCCCCUUCAAAACUGGUGGCUUUUCAACCGCGGGGAAAAUUUAUUUUCCUUUUAACCUCACCCCCUCCCGGACCCCCAGCUUCUCUUCCUGGAGACUCCAAUCAUCUCUGCUGCCACCCGGGAAAGGGGGGGCCGCCUCGGCAGGCACCAGGGAGGAGGAACGGAUACAAAAAUCACAGCUUCAAUCUCCACCGCCAGAGAUUUUUCCAUGUGGAGGCUGUUUCAAUGGACGUGCCCCCGUGUGCUUCUUAGUCAAUCGGCAGUCUCCUAAAGGUUGACCAUGGUUGCCGGGAUCCGCUCACUUCUAGCGCUGCUGCUUUACCAAGUCUUGCUGGGUAGUUCGGCCGGCCUCAUCCCGGAGGUGGGCCGGAGGAAGUUCGCUGAAUCCAGCCGCUCCACGCCGCAGCAGUCAGAAGAAAUCUUGAGCGAAUUUGAGCUGCGGCUGCUCAGUAUGUUCGGGCUGAAGCAGAGACCGAGCCCCAGCAAAAACGCGGUCAUCCCCCCCUACAUGCUGGAUCUCUACCGCCUGCAUUCGGGCCAGCUUGGGGAUCCCACCAUGGACUACCAGCUGGAGAGAGCAACCAGCCGGGCUAAUACUGUCAGAAGCUUCCACCAUGAAGAAUCUUUGGAAAAGCUGCCAGAAACAAAUGGGAAAACAGUCCGGCGUUUCUUCUUUAAUUUAACUUCCAUCCCCAAUGAGGAGUCUAUCACCUCAGCUGAACUUAAGGUUUUUCGGGAGCAGGUGCAGGAAGCUUUUAAAAAUAACAGUAAUCACCAUCAUCGUAUUAAUAUUUAUGAAAUUAUAAAACCAGCAACAUCCAUCUCUGAAUACCCCAUCACAAGACUGUUGGACACAAGGUUGGUAAAUCAUAAUGCGAGCAAAUGGGAAAACUUUGAUGUCACACCCGCUGUGAUGAGGUGGAUCGCACAAGGACAGGCAAAUCACGGGUUUGUGGUAGAAGUGGUUCACUUGGAUGAUGACAGAGCGGUCUCCAAGAGACAUGUAAGGAUUAGUAGGUCUUUGCAUCAGGACGAUCACAGCUGGUCACAGAUAAGACCAUUACUAGUAACUUUUGGCCAUGAUGGCAAAGGACAUCCUCUCCACAAAAGAGAAAAGCGUCAAGCAAAACACAAACAGCGGAAACGCCUCAAGUCCAGCUGCAAGCGACAUCCUUUAUAUGUAGACUUCAGUGAUGUGGGGUGGAAUGACUGGAUUGUUGCCCCACCGGGGUAUCAUGCCUUUUACUGCCAUGGGGAAUGCCCCUUUCCAUUGGCUGAUCACCUGAACUCAACAAACCAUGCCAUUGUUCAGACUUUGGUCAAUUCAGUUAACUCCAAAAUCCCCAAGGCAUGCUGUGUACCAACAGAACUCAGUGCUAUCUCCAUGCUCUACCUUGAUGAAAAUGAAAAAGUCGUGUUAAAGAAUUAUCAAGAUAUGGUUGUGGAGGGAUGUGGGUGUCGUUAGCACAGCAGAAUUUUUAAAAAUAUAUAUUAGACAAAAGCAAAAAAAAAAAAACACAAGUUGACACUUUAAUAUUUCCCAAUGAAGACUUUAUUUAUGUAAUGAAAUGAAAAAAAAAAACACAGCUAUUUUGAAAAUAUAUUUAUGUCUACAAAAAGUUGGGAAAACAAAUAUUUUAAUCAGAGAAUUAUUCCUUAAAGAUUUUAAAUGUAUUUUAGUUGUACAUUUUAUAUGGGUUCAACCCCAGCACAUGAAGUAUAAUGGUCAGAUUCUUAUUUUGUAUUUAUUUACUAUUAUAACCACUUUUUAGAAAAAUAGCUAAUUUGUAUUUAUAUAUAAUCAAAAGAAAUAUAGGGUUUGUACAUAAUUUUCCAAAAUUGUAGCUGUUUCAGUUGUGUGUAUUUAAGUUGAAAAGUAUACAUGGAAGGUUACUAUGGCAAAGUGCAUAGCACAUUUGCUUUUUGCAGUGCUACUGUUAAGGUCACAAGUUCAAGUCCAGAAAAAAAAAAGUGGAUAAUCCACUCUGCUGACUUUCAAGAUUAUUAUAUUGUACAAUUCUCAGGAAUGCUGCAGGGUGGGCUGUCCAAUCCAUGAGAACUGGCAUCUUCGUUAGGCGGAAUCUUUGGAUAAGAACCAGACAUUGCUGAUCUAAUAGAAAUACUGAAGUUCCCAACUAAUUUGCAGAGCGAUUACAGCAGGGCCAAUCGAAACCUUUAGUAAAAUGUUUGAACUUAUAGGAAAGUGAAUGAUGGCUCUUUAUUCUUCUUUCCUUAACUAGUAACCCCUUUAAAUAGCUGUCCUGGCCAAAGCAUUAAAUAAAAUAUAAGAGUUCUUCAUUACUAAUAUUGUGGUCACGUAUAUUUAAAACUGAUAUUUGCUGGCCCUUGUCUUAACAGAUGGGAAUGAGUUUUUUUUUAAACCUCAAAUGGGAGCUUAUUAAACUAAAAUGAUCCCUGUCUUCAAAUUUUGCCCCGAGUAAAACAAAAUAUUGUCAUCCAUGGUUUCUGUCUACCCCAGUGCUGUCUGUCAAAUUCACUUGCUUUUCUUUCUAAGGUUCUGUGUUUGAACGCAUUUUCCAAAUGUUAAACCUAUUUCAGAUAAUAAAUAUUGGAACUCUGA